Messenger RNA from Amoebophrya sp. A25, 4883 nucleotides. The record is from the annotation of a GenBank genome assembly. Lineage: Eukaryota; Dinophyceae; Syndiniales; Amoebophryaceae.
GGGAUUUCAUAUCCGUAGUUUCAGAAAAAUGGGCAUAACCAGUGACGGUGCGCAAGUGUCCACCGUGAGGACGGCAUAGGCUGUAAGCACACGGAAGUGCGGCGCGCAGUUCGUUGACUAGAAAAAGACGUCACGAUAGUCAAAAUUUGAAUUAGAGUAAUCCUAAGAUAUCGGUGGUUAAGCCUAUCGAUCACGAGGACAAUUUCCUUCAACCCAACAGACUACGACCAUUAGUACAACUGCUGUCCGACUAGUACAUCGUUCUGACUAGGAGUACGAGCAUAAGGCGGCAAGUAGGCGUAGAGACUCUUCCAAAGAGACGUGGCAAGAUGCCGAACACGGCUACCACUUCCAAUUAUGGCAGAUAAUGCUAAGAAUUUUUUUUCAGGAGGAUCGAUUAGCUUGACUUAAUACCCCAUCUCCCCUCCUCUACCUCUUCUAAUCCUCGGCUCCGCAAGAGCCAGCACCGUCGAAAAAACAGACGGUGUUGCUCUCUUCGGAGCAGCCAAGAACAAGUGGCUUCGAUGCUAUCUUCAAAGCGCCGUCACAACUCGGCGUCCACUAUGAUCGCCACAUGCAGGAAGUGGCGGCUGGGAAGACGACAGUUAAGGCUUACUGUAUAAUUCAUCUUGAGACGAUCCAUCAAGUGUCUUGCGUUCGUAUUCGUGUUUGAAGAGAAAACUACAAGAACGGUCACUUCCAACAUACUUACACUUUAAGAUGGAUAAUUUUGGCAAGGUCUAAGACAGGGCAAGUCCAAAUUUCCAAGAUCGAUGCGGACAAAUACAUGCGUGAGUACCGAAAUGCAGAACAGCCACCGCCAGAAAACGUUAUUAGGAGACAAGUACUUAUAUUUACAUUAUCUUGAGUAUGCUACAAGCUAUGUGGUCUAAGUAGUAGAGAGGAGACCUAUGAUCUAUGAUUCAUUUUGGUCAACAAGCUGAAGCUUUUCUCUAGUCGUGAGAUAUUUUUUUUCCGAUGUUGAUAGAUCCUGUCUAGUACUGACUGUCCUAAAAUAUCCUGCAGGAACUUCACAGUGAUUUGACGCGGAUGCAGAGGCAUGAUGUGGUCAAAGAAGGGGAGAAGGACACGGAACUUCGAUCCGAGAAACGGGAAAAAUUUCUCGCGAGUCGGAAGCAGAGGCAUGACGAUGCUGUUUUGGAGUGCGAAGCGGAGAUAGAAAAAUUGCAUGAGUUAUGUCUAUCUAGAACGUCAAUCCGACUGAUGUGUUGCUCAAUUCAAAGAGAUUUGAUGUAGGAGAAGUUGAAUAUUUCCAUUACUCGCGUUUUCUGACAUGAUCCCCUCUUCAACAAGUUGUUGUAGCGUCUCGAAUGCUCACUAGGACUAAGUUGUUGGUACAUCAGUGAGCUGCGUGAAGUGAAUCAGUACCAAGCGAGAAUCCUGAAGAAAGCCCUUCUUCAUUUUCGAGUUGUAGCGACAAACUGCAAGGAUUUUCGAAGGCGAUGAAGGGCUACCUGCAGGAGAUGGAUCAAGAAGCGGAAAAGAUUUUGAAGCCUCUGGAGACGAAUAUUGAGGCAUUGGGGGAACAGAGUGAGGCCUGGGUUCAGGAUUUGCUGACGAGAUUGGAAGCAGGUAUAAAUAUUUUUCAUCACUCUGAAUCAAUAUCUUCAAAAAUUCAUCUAACUCUCCGUUGACGACGAGGGAGCAAAGAAAAACAUCCACAGUGACGUAGCUUGCGGCACCCAUUCUUGACGUGCAGGCAAAAAAAUCGACGAGCAAAAAAAUCGACACAAAUAAGACUCAUGAUGAACUCCAGGUAUCAUUGCCCGUGGUACAAAAAUUGAGGAGUUCGAUACCCAAUUACAGGAAUUAGAGCUCUUCCGAAAGCGCCAGGCCCUCGACCGAUUAACGGUAAUGGUUAACUCCUGCACAGCUGCAGCUCACUGCAGUCCUGGAGAGGUGGAGAGAAUAGUCGACCAAAAAUCGCAUGUGGUGAACACGCUGUCCUUGGAGAAUAGUCGGAAGGGAUCCGAGUUAUCGACGAAAUUGAGGGAACAGAAUAUGGAAAACUCCAAGAAGCACAGGAGAAGAUGGUACGAAGGCCUGUUGCGAUGGAAGAGACAACGCCAUCAGACCGCUGUCGAGACUGUCUUGUUAUGCUCCUGUUCUUGAUCAGAGGAGAGUGUUUUUUUGUUGCAGUUGGAGGAUACUACGACAACAUCUUCCUCAGGAAGAUGUUGUAGCUAGUAGCACCAGAAGUGCUACUAGUAGCGUGCUACUAGUAGUCAGUUGUACAACACCCAGGGCGAGAUACAACUGUGCUACAAUACUUUUCAUUUGCCUCUUUCACUAGGGCGGGCACGGUCGCAGUGUUCAGUACUUCUAAGAAGUCCUUCGAAGAAUCUUAGGACCGUUGUCUAGAAGAUCUAAGUAGAUUUUUUUUUCUAUCGAGCAUGAAAAAGUUCUUGAAAUCUUCUAAUUGUGCGCAGAAUCGAGAGUAGGGAAUUCCGUGGCUGUCCGGAGUUGAUUUCCCUCUUGGCAAGAAUCCGAGUUCAACAACGCGAUGUUUUUGACCAGCGCAAGGAGUUGCUUGUACAAGUGUACACUACGGAAAUUGAUGCUCUUUUAUGGUGAACAUUUAGUGUCCAUCUUUCUCGGCAUCUUGAUCCCCUUUUGCCUUGUAUUACUUCAUGAAAUCCAAGCGGAACAGCGGGGUGAUCGAGAUUGAUGAGGGGACCAAUAUGGAUUAAAGCUGAGUCUAACUCUUAACUCCAAUAGGUUACGCGGCAUCGAGGAACAGAUCACGGCUAUCAACGAUCGCACAAGUGAAGAGACGGAUAAUUUCUUGGUGGAACUGAAGGAAUUGAAGGAUACACUGCAGUACAAGUCCGAAGGGAUGCUGAAUCAACUUUAAGAUGAAUGGUACUACUAACUACUUCACUGAAUUGUACUACUUCACUGAGCUGAAUGGUACUACUUCACUGAGCGGCCUCAUACACUCGAAAACUCAAAAUAACCGAAUUACUGAAUGAAAUAAGGGAGGUAGCUACUACUAACUACUUCACUGAAGAUGAAAGAAUGGUACUACUGAUGGUACUACUAACUUCACUGUGCGGCCUGCCUCAUACAUAGAUACUUACACAAUGCUAUACAAGAGGCGCCAUGUGACAUGACAUGACACCUCUUGGACGAGGUUUGGUGUAUUUGCCAUCCCUUUGGAUCAUUUGGUUUUUACGUUGCUUCCUCUUCUCCAAUUUUUUGGUUACUGCCUCUCCAACAGCUCUAACACUCGCGCACCGAAUUGGAAAUGUACGACGCCAGGACAGAGUGGGGUGACCAUGAAAGUGUGAAAAGUCUAGUUGAGUCGGAUAUUAAACCCCAUAUGGAUAAUUGCUUGAACUGGAUCGAGACCCUCUGUUUGGAACUCGCAAACGUCCUGCAAACUUUGGACGAGUGGGCGCAUCACACGGUCUUGAAUUUGAACUUAAGACUUUGAUUUUUACUUCUUAUAGUUUUUUUUGCAGUCUAUCGAUCAUCUAGGAGUUACCGAUAUAGUAGGAGUAAAAAAGGAAGUACUUAGAGGGACCCGAUUUUUUUCUGAGGUUAACCUCUAAUUUGCACAUUCGCAAUAAGGACCGCCACUUUGCUGGAAACCUUCAAGCAACAGCUGAGCGAGCUGAAAAUGAAACAGCAGGGCGAAAUCGAAGAUUGUACUACUACUGUUUUCAAACACAGACAAUAUACACGUCUUCCGCCUGUGUGCAUCUAGUAGCACUACAUCAACCUACCAUUACACCCUGCAUACAGGCAUCCAGUUUGUAUAACCAAGUAAGUGCGUCGUCAAAGUAGCUCCGACCACUACCAACAGGCAUCCAAGACCAUGACGAUGAAAAGGCGAGGAAUGAAGGAGAAAUGCGUAAUUUCAAGGAGCUGAUGGAAGAUGAGGUGCACAUAGAGGGAUUGGACGUCUUAUUACAUUAAGGGAGGAGGAUCUUGCGUCAUGCAUACUCAUGGUAAAAAUAGAUAGCCACUGUCACCAUUAGUAGAAGCUUCUUCUUUGCCAUUUUUAGUACCAUGUAAACCGUGGAUAGAAGAAGUAAUUCCUCUUUUUUCUCCGACAGACCCUCCACCUGCCGAAUGACAAUCCUUCACCAUCUUGAUCUUCUUCUAAUCUUCGAAGACGUUUGAUAAGCUCGAUGUGAUCGCGCAGAGCUACCGCGAUUUUGCUCGAAAUUUGCUUGACAUUCACAAGAGUUACGAGCCGAAAAUCAUGGAGUUUUUCGAGGGACAAACCGACACUUUUGCAUUUCCAUUUGGAUUGGAACGCAAGCUGGAGUUAAGGCUAGCAUAUCACUAUCUGGCAUUAUUAUUUUCAUCCUUUCGGAAACAGACUAGUCCAUACUAGAGCCAACUAUAACAUGGCGUGGAAGAAUAUGCCGGAUAGUGAAAUUCUAGCGUUAAUAGACGAGGAGGACGAGGACGAGGAGGAAGAAGCUGCCGCAGCCGAGGAAGGAGCGGAAGAAGAGGAGGCAAAAAUAUGAUCUGGGGUCUACUACUACUACUAGGCACUACUACUACUACUAAUAUCCCUAAUACUACUCCUAUUACGACUACUACUCUUAUUUGAGGUGGACUGAACAAAUAUGCUAGGUUUUCGAUGUUACAGGUAGUUUCGACGACUACAGUGAGCUCCCAAGAACAAGAGCCAUAGAAUCUCCUACUGAAAAAACUGCAGUAAGUAACUUCUAGUCUCCCUCUGGCUAUUCUACUCAUCUCGAAUCGCCGACAACUUCUGGGGUGAAGCACCCUUAGCUUUCUUCCCUUCUACUCUCUAAUUCCCGACAACUUCUGGGGUGAAGCACCCUGAGCUUUCUUCCCUUCUACUCUCUAAUUCCCGACAACUUCUGGGGUGAAGCGCCUGA